GCGUUUCGUACUCCGACUCGUCACACUCUUCAAUGCAAAAGUGUAUUCUAUUCUGGUUGAAUCAUCUGGGUCUUUUUUUGUUUUUUUUUAAUUGUUUUAGUUGAAUCUCUGUAAAUUUCUUUCAUGGACAAACUCAAAAAAUCCUUCAAAUCUAGUCCUGAUCAACGCCCUGAAGAACGCCAAAUUCUCUUAAACCAAAGUGAAAAUCCCAUGGCAUCCCAGUCCGAUGAUCAAGGUGACACUAAAGAUCUGGUCAUCAAAAUCAAUGGCAAAGAAAACACCAAAGAAACUGAGCUUGUUUCAAAGUUAUCGUCGCCGUCGCCGUCGCCGUCUCCGUCUAACGGUCGAGGAAACGAUACGACCAGCACGAUAUGGCGAGACUCUAGCUAUGAUUUCUCAAACGAUGCGACAGCAGCGAAAGUUGGGAAAGAGUUCGACUUUGUUAAGACGGAUUCGCCGUUAUCUCAACGUUCGCCACUAUCGCGAAUUGCUGAGAGUCCAAACCACGGUCAGCUUUCGGCAAGGGAAGUUAGGGUUUCGUUUAACGAGGCCACGACUGAACCUGUUCGAAGACGGUCCAAUGCUAGCAGUGAACGCGUUGGUGGCGAACAAGGAGAGAUUUUAGUGUGCAGUUCGAACUCGUCGUUUCGGCAAAAAUCAAACUUACUGAGUACGAAGACGAAGUCGAGGUUGAUGGACCCACCUGAAGAUCAGAGGUCUCAGAGGCUCAUGAAGUCUGGAAUGAUCGGAAAAGGUAGUGAACUUGACGAAGAUGACCCUUUCUUGGAGGAAGAUAUACCGGAGGAGUACAAGAAGAUGAGGUUCAGUACAUUGACUGUGCUUCAAUUGGUGAGCUUAAUUUUGAUAAUUGCUGCUUUGGUUUGUAGCCUUACAAUCCCAAUUUUAAGAAGGAAAAUGAUAUUUGAUCUUGAGUUGUGGAAAUGGGAGGUUCUGGUUCUGGUUUUGAUCUGUGGAAGACUGGUGUCGGGUUGGGGAAUUCGGGUCGUUGUUUUCUUUAUUGAGCGUAAUUUCCUGCUUCGAAAGCGUGUUUUGUAUUUCGUUUAUGGGUUGAGGAACGCUGUGCAGAACUGUAUUUGGUUGGGUUUAGUUUUGAUUGCUUGGCAAUGCAUUUUUGAUAAGAGAGUUGAGAGGGUGACCAAUGCGAAUAUCUUGCGUUAUGUAACCAAGAUUUGGAUCUGUCUUUUGGUGGGUACAUUGAUUUGGCUUCUGAAAACACUUCUUGUGAAGGUUCUUGCCUCAUCUUUCCAUGUUAGUACAUUUUUUGAUCGGAUUCAGGAGUCUUUGUUUAAUCAGUAUGUGAUUGAGACACUCUCGGGUCCACCAUUGAUUGAAAUUCAGCAAGAACAGGAAGAGGAGGAGAGUGUCAUGGCUGAGGUUCAAAAAUUUCAGAAUGCUGGGGUGUCUGUUCCUGCAGACCUGAGGGCAAAUGUUUUUCCAAAGAGUGGGAAAGUGAUAGGGGGUGGAACACCUCGAAAGACCCCCAAGGCUUCUACUGCAAAGAGUCCUAUAUUUUCCAGGGUCAUGUCUAAGAAGGAGAAGGAAGAGGAAGGAAUUACAAUUGACCACUUACACAGAUUGAAUCAGAACAAUAUUUCAGCUUGGAAUAUGAAGAGGUUGAUGAAUAUUGUCCGAAAAGGGGUACUAUCGACUUUAGAUGAGCAACUGCAAGACUCAACUAGGGAGGAUGAGUCUACAGUGCAAAUUACAAGUGAAAACCAGGCAAAAGCUGCAGCCAAGAAGAUAUUCUGCAAUGUGACUAAGAGAGGGUCUAAACAAAUAAACCUGGAGGAUCUGAUGCGCUUUAUGAGGGAAGAUGAAGCAUUGAAGACUAUUCAUCUCUUUGAAGGAGCAAGCGAAAGCAAGGGCAUAAGCAAGCGAGCUCUUAAAAAUUGGGUGGUCAAUGCAUUCCGAGAACGGAGAGCCCUUGCUUUGUCUCUCAACGACACAAAAACAGCUGUAAACACACUCCACCAUAUGUUGAAUGUCCUUGUGGGAAUGGUCAUAGUGGUUAUCUGGCUUCUUAUACUCAAGGUUACCACUACCCAUUUCCUUAUCUUUUUAAGCUCCCAGCUUCUUUUGGUGGUCUUCAUGUUUGGAAACACAUGCAAGACAACAUUUGAGGCAAUCAUUUUCUUAUUCGUAAUGCAUCCAUUUGAUGUGGGUGAUCGCGUUGAAGUGGAAGGAGUUCAGAUGAUAGUCGAAGAGAUGAAUAUAUUGACAACGGUUUUUCUGAGGUAUGAUAACCAGAAGAUCAUAUAUCCAAAUGCAGUACUAUCUACCAAACCCAUCAGUAAUUAUUAUCGCAGUCCAGAUAUGGGAGAUGCAAUUGACUUUUGUAUCCAUAUCUCAACUCCCAUGGAAAAGAUUGCUAUGAUGAAAGAGAGAAUAACGAGGUAUAUUGAAAAUAAGAGCGAGCACUGGUACCCAGCUCCGAUGAUAGUCCUGAGGGACGUGGAGGACAUGAACAGGCUGAAAAUAUCAUUGUGGCUUUCACACACAAUGAACCACCAGGACAUGGGUGAGAGGUGGGCAAGGAGGGCUCUUUUGAUUGAGGAGAUGAUCAAAGUGUUCACGGAGCUUGAUAUUCAAUACCGAAUGCUGCCCUUUGACGUUAAUGUGCGACAAAUGCCAGCUCUGACUUCAAACAGGCUUCCCUCCACUUGGGCUGUUUGUGCUAGCUGAUCAUACAUGAAAAAUGAGCAGUCUGCGAUUUCAUGUCAGAUGUUGGACAUGUAGCAGCAAUGCUCGUUGGAUCAGGAGGGGGAAGUACUAGGUAUUGGGAGGUUUAGACUGCGAACCGUACAUUGUGACCUUGAUUAGAAAAAGGGGCAAUAUCAAUGUUGCAUUCAGACAUGCACAUGAGUUUUCUAGCCUGGUAACAUCAUAUAGCACAUAUAGGAUAGAUUUAUGCGGAUAUAUCUGUGUGUGUGGGCAAAGUAUUAUUUUUCUUAUUCGAAGUUUUCUAUGCUGAAGAGUGAAUACAUUCGAAAUUUGAGGUCAAUUAUCUAGAGUGUGAGAUUUGUGGUGAUAUUAGUCAUAUACCUAAAAUAGGAUAGACUGUAUGGAACGAUGUAUCUGGUAUACUUUGUGAGAGAUGCGCAACUCUUAAAUUGAAGAGAAAACUAUAUCAUAAAGUCACAAGACCUGUCAUGUUUUAGGGUAUUGAAUAGUGGACAAUUAAGAAACAAUAUGUUCGGG
This is a messenger RNA of Ilex paraguariensis (yerba mate), 3219 nucleotides long. NCBI's taxonomy places the organism in Eukaryota, Viridiplantae, Streptophyta, Magnoliopsida, Aquifoliales, Aquifoliaceae. The record is from the annotation of a GenBank genome assembly.